This is a messenger RNA of Blastocystis hominis, 571 nucleotides long. RefSeq lists its product as hypothetical. Gene Ontology annotation, cellular component: cytoplasm. Bases 1 to 534 code for a protein of 177 amino acids. The transcript has a single exon. Gene Ontology annotation, biological process: vesicle-mediated transport; intracellular protein transport. The record is from RefSeq and is a predicted model, not a curated record. Lineage: Eukaryota; Bigyra; Opalinata; Blastocystidae. Gene Ontology annotation, molecular function: GTP binding; GTPase activity.
AUGGGCAAUUGGUUGGGAAGAUUCCUUAAGAUGAAGAAGGAUAUGCGUAUCCUGAUGGUCGGUCUUGAUGCUGCUGGUAAGACUACCAUUCUGUACAAGCUGAAGUUGGGAGAGGUUGUGACUACGAUUCCUACCAUUGGAUUUAAUGUGGAGACUGUGGACUACAAGAACAUCUCUUUCACUGUGUGGGAUGUUGGUGGUCAGGACAAGAUUCGUAACUUGUGGAGACACUACUAUCAGAAUACUCAGGGUCUUAUUUUCGUGGUUGAUUCGAACGAUAAGGCUCGUAUUGAGGAUGCUAAGAACGAGCUUCACAAGAUGCUUCAGGAGGAGGAGCUGAAGGAGGCUGAUCUGUUGGUGUUUGCUAACAAGCAGGAUCUUCCUCACGCUAUGUCUGCUCCUGAGCUUACUGAGAAGCUGGGUCUUCAGAAGUUGACUGGUCGUCAGUGGUAUAUUCAGGCCUGCUGUGCUACUACUGGUGAUGGUUUGUAUGAGGGUCUUGAUUGGCUUUCUGACGUUGUUUCCAAGAAGUAAAGUGAUUUGAACUAAUAGAAAUAGCGUUUGUUAUAUU